This is a messenger RNA of Xenopus laevis (African clawed frog), 4057 nucleotides long. RefSeq names its product serine/arginine-rich splicing factor 6 S homeolog (gene srsf6.S). Bases 1105 to 2733 code for a protein of 542 amino acids. Gene Ontology annotation, cellular component: nuclear speck. The transcript is spliced from 5 exons. Gene Ontology annotation, molecular function: nucleic acid binding; RNA binding. Lineage: Eukaryota; Metazoa; Chordata; Amphibia; Anura; Pipidae. The record is from RefSeq and is a predicted model, not a curated record.
GAAAGAUCCAUUAUCCGGAAAACCCCAGUUUCCGAGCAUUCCGGAUAACAGAUCCCAUACCUGUAUUUUGUUUUUUUUGGGGGGGGAUGCUUUAUUUUUUAUCUUACCUCUCAAUCCAUUUAUAGACAUUUGAAUAGAGUAUGAUGAAAGCUUAAGUCAACCAAGAAUUUUUAUGCAUUUGAGGGAAAUAUGUCGGACAAAUGCUCUGACUGUCUUGUAGUUGCUUUUACAAGUGCACUAGUUUGUGGCAUUGUGAUGCUUGUACCCAAAAGACGAAAGCCCAAAGUAUACUUGCACAUUUUAAUUUGUGCAAAUGAUAUCAUUGACAAACAAAUGUCAUUGGUAAUCUACUGACAGGUAGUAUUGAAGGCAGUUGGUCCUUAUUUUUCUUCCCUGCAUGCAUAUGGGUUCCAUGUUGGCUGAGACUGGUUUGUAUUAUCAUUGGCAAUGGAAGGGAAUGUGGUAAGAUAAAGAGAAGCUUCCAUUUUACAUAGGACAUAUACAAUGAUCAAUUGACAUUUGACACAUGGAUAUUUCCAAGCCUUCAGUUUCACUUCUACGGACUAAUCAUUUUUUUGCCCCUUUGCUGACGUAAGAUCCUUAGUAGGCAGUCUGUUAAUGUAAAUCAGCCCUUGGGCGCAAACUCUUCUGUCCCCUUGCAUUCACAGAGCUGCGUAGCUGGGAGGAGGGGGAUUGUUCUUUUGGAGGGCGGGACAUGGUGUUUUGGUGUACGGAAAUAAUUGUCUUGUUUAACUUGUAUAUUCUUAACCUUUUUGCAUGUCGAAUUCCAAAAUCCAUUUUUAACAGUCCUUGAUGUUUCAAUUUGAAAGAGACCAGUGGGGGCUGAGACCAUUGAGGCUUAAGAUGACUGCCUUUCCUGGUUGGCCUUUCCAAACAUUGUGUGACCCUUGCCCUAUGACCCUUUGGCUGACCUUACCGGAAGCCAUGAUGACAGCAGCCUAUUGCCAUUAGACGCAGGGUGAUGGUGGAUACAGAAACCAGAGAACUGGCAGGGACAAGUAUGGUCCCCCCGUGCGCACAGAAUUUAGACUUGUCGUGGAAAACCUCUCCAGUCGAUGCAGCUGGCAAGAUCUCAAGGAUUUUAUGAGGCAGGCGGGCGAGGUGACAUACGCUGAUGCCCAUAAGGAGCGUGCCAAUGAGGGGGUUAUAGAGUUCAGGUCUUACUCUGAUAUGAAGAGAGCUGUGGAGAAGUUGGAUGGCACAGAGAUAAAUGGACGCAGAAUCCGGCUAGUGGAAGGAAAGACUCGUCACAGGAGGCCUUAUUCUGGUAGCCACUCCAGAUCACGAUCUCGUAGCAGGCGAAGAUCGCGCAGCAGGAGUAGGCAUCCUAGCCACAGCAGGUCCAGGAGUCAAUCUCGUUCACCUGCCAAGAAAAGCCGGUCUCGUUCCCUUGCAAAGAGCAGCCAUUCACAGUCACCUGGAAAGAGCCAGUCCCGGUCUAGAUCAAGAUCCAGAAGUAAAGAAAGGUCAAGCAAGCCAAAGUCUUUGCAUGGUUCACAAUCACGUAGCAUAUCCCGAGGAAAACAGGACAGAUCUCGUAGUCGCUCUAAAGGCCUGGUCGAAAGGUCACGCAGUAGAUCAAGAGAAGAUUAUGUAAGGUCUCGCAGUCGCUCCAAAGGCAUGGGUGAACGGUCUCGUAGUUGGGCCAAAGUUAAGGAUGACCGAUCACACAGCCGAUCCAAGGCUAAGGAUGACAGAUCUCGUAGCCGAUCCAAAGUUAAGGAUGACAGAUCUCGCAGCCGAUCCAAGGCUAAGGAUGACCGAUCUCGCAGCAGAUCCAAGGAUGACCGGUCUCGCAGCCGAUCCAAGGCUAAGGAUGACAGAUCUCGCAGCCGUUCCAAGGCUAAGGAUGACAGAUCUCGCAGCCGAUCCAAGUCCAAGGAUGACAGAUCUCGCAGCCGAUCCAAGGCUAAGGAUGACAGGUCUCGUAGCCGAUCCAAGUCUAAGGAUGACAGAGCUCGCAGCCGAUCCAAAGCUAAGGAUGACAGGUCUCGCAGCCGAUCCAAAGCUAAGGAUGACAGGUCUCGCAGCCGAUCCAAAGCUAAGGAUGAAAGAUCUCGCAGUCGGUCUAAAGAUGAAAUGUCGCUCAGUCGGUCCAGAGAGAACAGGGAAAGAUCGCGCAGUCCAUCAAAAAGCAAGCAUGACAGAUCUCGUAGCCAAGGCAAGCAUGAGAUGUCUGGCAGCCGGUCGAAGAGCAAGCGUGAUAGGUCUGGUAGCAGGUCAACAAGCAAGCAAGAAAGGUCUAACAGUCGGUCAAAAUCCAAGCGGGAAAGGUCAAGUAGUCGCUCAAAAUCCAAGCGGGAAAGGUCAAGUAGUCACUCACAAUCCAAGCGGGAAAGGUCAAGUAGUCGCUCAAAAUCCAAGCGGGAAAGGUCAAGUAGUCGCUCAAAAUCCAAGUGGGAAAGAUCCCGUAGUAGAUCAAAGAGCAAGCGGGAAAGAUCCCACAGCCAUUCCAAAGGCAAAAGAGAGAGAUCACGCAGUCGUUCCAAAGGCAAAAGGGGUAAUUCUGAAGGUCGUCCCAAUGCAAAGAAGGCAAGGUCUACUCGCAGUCGUUCCGGAUCCCAUUCUCCACAGCAGAAUGGAAAGGGAGGUGCACGAUCCCGCUCCCAGUCUCCUCUUCCAGCUUCUAGUAGCAAGGAGCGGUCUCUCAGCCCUCUUCCUCGAGCUGCUUCUGCUUCCAGUUCUAGGUCUCGCUCUAGUUCUCGAGAAUAGAAUACUGGCAUGCAAUGUCAGUAAAUGUGUCCAAGCCCAGUACUAGAACUGUGGACCAACUAACAUCUUGAUGUAUAAAUGCAGUUCAUUUUGCUCAAGUUAAACCUGUCAGGGAGUGCUACGUGCUGAUUUUCAUUGCAUUGUUGAACUGUUUGUCUGAACAGGUCAAUCUAAUUAUUUAGGUAUUGAUUGUUGUCCAUUGGGCUUUUUCCCACUUGUUUUUUUUACCCCUCCCUGAUGCUCCAUCUGGUACAUAGAGAGUGAAAAAGUUGUUUCCUACCAUGACCUUCCUGGAAUAGGGUUUAGAACUAGUGACUGCCAUUUAGGAUGCUAUGAUUACUCUGAAUGUCACCAAAUUGUUUGUGCUGUUAUUCUCGAAUUAACCAUUUGGGCUACUGAUGAAUUUGAUGCAUUUGGGUGCCAUAUUAAAUCCUGGGGCACCUAAAUUCUAAUGUGUGAUAAUAAACUAAAGUUUAUGUGAUGAGAUACCUAAUUAUAUGCUAAACUGUCUGGCUCAUAUGCAUUCACUUCAAAUCCAACUUAUGUUUACCUUCAUUCUUUAUCCACCCAAAGUUUUGGGGCACCCUGUGAAGUUGCUGAACUGCCAUUCAGAGGGUUAGUACAUUUCCCAAGUCAUGGCUGCUGACAUUGUAAGGAUUUCUAAAGCAGGUUUCUUUUUUAGUUAAAUGCUGUAACUACAUAAUGAGCAGAGCAAAUAAAACUGCUUUUCCAAGCAUAUUGGUUUGUCCAUACCCCUUGUCUUGGAAAGCGGUCAUCUAGAUCCUAGUGUGGUAUUGAUCACUCCUGUGAAUUGCUGAGCAGAGAGAGCUAAGAGCCUUUGCCUAUGAUAUGGUAUGCCUAUGAUACCAUACACAUGCAAAAUCAUCACUGUUUCUUGGCUUAGCUGAUCAUCAUUUUAUGACUCCAUUUAUGUUUUGUUUUUUUCUAAUGGGGCCACCCACAUGUUCGGACAUUUAAUUACAUGAAAAAUCAGUCUGUGUGGCCAUUAUAAGGAUAUACAACUGAAACUUAGGAGGCAUUUUUAGCUAAAUGCAGGCAAUAUUUUGUGCUUAAGAUGUUGCAGUGUUUGUGCUAUAGCUCAGCUCAAAGUGCGUAUAGUAAGCCUGUGCUGCCCAAAAUUAGCAUAUAAAACGUCCAAUGUUUGGGGGUUGUAUAUUAAAAUGAGAGCUUCAGAGAAGUUUGUGGAGCUAUUGGGCAGUGUUGAAAAAACAUUUUUUUUAUAAUUGUGCUACAGACUAGGUUGAUAUGUCUAGUAUUUGUAUAUUGUUUUAUUUAGAUGCAUUAAUAAAAGUUGUGAAAGAAA